This is a messenger RNA of Chaetomium strumarium, 2318 nucleotides long. Its product is annotated as mitochondrial matrix Mmp37-domain-containing protein. The record is from RefSeq and is a predicted model, not a curated record. Bases 291 to 1910 code for a protein of 539 amino acids. Gene Ontology annotation, molecular function: phosphatidate cytidylyltransferase activity. Gene Ontology annotation, biological process: cardiolipin biosynthetic process; CDP-diacylglycerol biosynthetic process. The transcript is spliced from 2 exons. Gene Ontology annotation, cellular component: mitochondrion. NCBI's taxonomy places the organism in Eukaryota, Fungi, Ascomycota, Sordariomycetes, Sordariales, Chaetomiaceae.
GUAAGAUCGUAUCGGUACCUCGCAGAUUUGCCUAUCUGUUAGUACUGUUUUAAGCUCAGGUGCCAAGCCCGGCCAAGUUGUGGGGUCGAUUCGCAAGACAUCAAUUACCUACCCACCUUAUUUAGCGGCAGAGCCUCCGACAACGACUGAGCUCUCUCCAGAUCUGUCUGUUCUCCCAUGGCAUUCGAUUGCAGGUGACACCUUUCUGCAGCGCUGGCUGCCACAGUAUCACUUCACUAGGAACCUCUAGUACUUGGGUGCACGUUUUCCUACGGCAGAGUACGAUUGUCAUGGUUCGACGUUGCAUCCCCGCCUUCGCAGUGCGGGCUUGUGUCUGGCCGCGCUCUAGGCCUCUUCGCCCAUCACCAGCAUCCCUAUUUUCGGCAUCUACGAUAUGUUGGCCCGGCGCUCUUGCGCGAGGAUACGGGACGACGCGAGACGGCGACAAUGCUGGCGCCGAUGAGAAGGAGGCCCGGGAAAGCGCACAACACGACGUGGCAGCAGACGUCGCUGCGGAUACGUCAAGGAAAGACACCAAGUCGGCUCAGGCAGUGGCAACGGAAGCAGCGAGCUCGUCAACCUCCGGGUCCUCGGUUGUUAGUGACAUUCAGGACUGGGAGUACAACCCAAACCUCAAGAUCGAGUCAUUCAAAGAUCUGCCCCACGCCAACUUUGGCGUGAACCAGCACAUCCCCUUCGAUACUGAAUUCAAAGAGGUUUUGAAGGCGAUACCCUGGCAGUUUCGCGCCCCGAUCCGCUAUGCGUUCGCCUACGGUUCCGGCGUAUUCCCGCAGUCUAAAGCCAGUGGGAGGGUCCCGACCAUGGAGGAGAUUCGCGCCGUCCACCCGAAGGCGCCGCCCGCUGUCCAGAGGGCUCAGGACGGCACCCCAAAGAUGAUCGACUUUAUAUUCGGCGUCUCGCACACCCAACAUUGGCAUUCACUCAACAUGAAGCAGCACCGUGACCACUACUCAGGUCUUGCGAGCCUCGGAUCCGGCGCGGUCUCGUAUGUCCAGGACAGGUUGGGGGCCGGAGUCUACUUCAAUCCUUACGUUGUAGUCAACGGAAUACUGAUCAAAUACGGCGUCGUGCAGCUGGGCACGCUGGAGAAGGACCUGACACAGUGGGACAUGCUCUACCUGGCUGGGAGGCUGCAUAAGCCGGUCAAAAUCCUGCGAGACGAUCCGAAAAUCCGGCUAGCCAACCAGAUGAACCUUUUGUCGGCCCUGCGAACGGCCCUGCUACUACUACCGCCGAACUUCACGGAAGAGGAGCUUUACGGGACUAUUGCGGGUAUCAGCUACCUCGGUGACCCGCGUAUGGCGUUGCCCACCGAGAACCCACGCAAAGUGAAGAAUAUUGUGGGCCAUAACAUGCCCAACUUUCGGCGGCUCUACCUUCCUCUUAUUCAGACGCUGCCCAAUGUGGACUUCAAGGAUGCCGUCUUCAGUACGGAGGACUGGAUCUGGGACGAUACUAAAAACCUCCGGCUCGCGCAGGACAUGGAUCCGGUCAAGCGCGGCAACAUGGUGCGACGCCUCCCCAAGGCUUUCCGCUCGCGGCUCUACCUCCAGUAUCAGAGGAAGCUGGCCAUUCCGCAGGAUGAGUUCAGCAAGAUGAUGGAGGAGAGCGAGAAGGAAGACGCCAUCGCGUUCAAGAGACGCGAGGGAGGCGGCUUCGAGCGGCGCAUCGCCCAAGAUGAUCCCGCCGAACUGCGCCACUACAUCCGCACCGUCAUCAAGCGGACCAUCAGCUGGCCGGCCACGACACAGUCCCUCAAGGGUCCGCUUACCAGCGGGUUCAGCAGGACGUGGCGGUACCUGAGGGAGAAGAUGCAUAAGUACCGGCAGGGUCGUGAGGCCGAAAAGUCCAAGGCUGCGGAGGAGACGAAAGACGGGAGUGAAAAGUAGUCUUGAUCUUCUGCUGAACUUGUGUUGAUGGUAACAGACAUGGUUGACUAGCCAGUUUCAAACAUGUCUUUUGUACUGUACAUAAAUAAUAUCCAUGGCAUGGUGAUGGCACUGGGAAUAGGGAUUAGAGGGUGAUAGGCGUUUGUUCUGUCUCUUUGAACAUCCAGAGGUUUCGGAGGUCAGCCUGCAGUGGCGAGCCCGAAUAGACCCCGCCACAGUUGUCCUUCGCAGACACUGCUGACUCACGGUUACGGUUGUGAAAGUAAAACGUGCAUUCAGAGGGCGGGUCUGAGGAAGAUGUGGAUGAGUGGUAAGAUGGAAUGCCUAGAAGAGUCGUGUCCGUUACUCAAGCCUGGCAACCCUCGAGAAGACGCAGUGAGAUGCAAGUGGCUCAGACAAGAACAAAUC